CUCGAGUUUUCAUAAUUAUCUACAACAUCAAGUGUAUAAUCAUAAAACAGCAAUAUUACAAAAAUGACUAAAAGAACAAAGAAAGUUGGAAUCACCGGUAAAUUUGGUGUUCGUUAUGGUUCAUCAUUAAGAAGACAAUGUAAGAAAUUGGAAACUCAACAACAUGCCACCUACGAUUGUUCCUUCUGUGGUAAAAGAACCGUAAAGAGAGGUGCUGUUGGUAUCUGGAGUUGUAGAUCAUGUAAAAAAACUGUCGCUGGCGGUGCUUACACUGUUUCAACUGCUGCUGCUGCCACUGUUAGAUCCUCAAUCAGACGUUUAAGAGAAUUGGCUGAAGCUUGA
Messenger RNA from Ascoidea rubescens DSM 1968, 342 nucleotides. RefSeq names its product 60S ribosomal protein eL43. The coding region runs from base 64 to 342 and encodes 92 amino acids. Gene Ontology annotation, molecular function: structural constituent of ribosome. The record is from RefSeq and is a predicted model, not a curated record. The transcript is spliced from 2 exons. Gene Ontology annotation, cellular component: ribosome. NCBI's taxonomy places the organism in Eukaryota, Fungi, Ascomycota, Saccharomycetes, Ascoideales, Ascoideaceae. Gene Ontology annotation, biological process: translation.